UACACUCAUCUUCAUAAAACCCCUCUAAGAUUUCACCUUGCUUUGAUGAUAUUUUUAAUUUUAUUCUUUUUUCCCCUUAGAACAAACUGUUAAUUGGCACACACAGAGAGAGAGAGAGAGAGAGAGAGAGAGAGUCCUCUCUUGUAUCACCUAUGCUAUUAUGCUGGCCGGGGAUUCAAGUAGCAGUGUGUUAGGGAGCUCUGCAGAUGCUGUGGCAUCUGUAGCAACAACAAGUGCUCAUGAUGUUUCUGCUGCUGAGGUUGGUGGUGGGCUUGGUGGAUCAACUUCAGGUGAAGAUGACAAAGGUAAAGGUGACGAGCUCGGCGACCGCUCUUUUGGCGGAAACCGGUGGCCUCGUCAAGAAACUUUGGCUCUCUUGAAGAUAAGGUCAGACAUGGACGUGGCUUUUAAGGAUGCAAGUGUUAAGGGUCCAUUGUGGGAAGAUGUUUCCAGAAAGCUGGCAGAACUUGGUUAUAAUCGAAGCGCCAAGAAAUGCAAGGAGAAAUUCGAGAACGUGUACAAGUACCACAAAAGAACCAAAGAAGGUCGCACAGGGAAAGCAGAUGGAAAAACGUAUCGAUUUUUUGACCAAUUAGAAGCUUUCGAACAUCAUCCUCAAAUUCAAUCACCUACACCUCCGACCUCCAACUCCAACAACAACAUUGGCAAUGCCACAAUUUUCCCACCUCCACCUCCACCACUACCACAACCAGCAGCAACAACAACAACAAAACCUUCACAACCCACAAUUCCGUCCUUCCAAAACAUUUCAGCAGAUCUCAUUUCCAAUUCCACUGAUUCUUCCUCGACUUCCUCGGACGAACAAUUGGAAGAUCGGCGUAAGAAAAAGAGGAAAUGGAAGGACUUCUUCGAGAGACUAAUGAAGGAAGUCAUAGAAAAACAAGAAGAGUUACAAAAGAGGUUCUUCGAUGCCAUAGAGAAAAGAGAACGCGACCGAAUGGUUCGAGAAGAAGCUUGGAGAGCGCAGGAAAUGAAAAGAAUCAAUAGAGAGCGGGAAAUAUUAGCCCAAGAAAGAUCCAUAGCAGCUGCUAAAGAUUCAGCAGUAAUGGCUUUUUUACAAAAGAUAUCCGAACAGCAAAAUCCGGGUCAACAACCUCAAAACAAUCUGCCACCGCCACAGCCAACCGCGACUCAGCCUCAGCCUCAGCCUCAGCCUCAGUCACUGCCACUGCCGCAUCCAGUGGCACCAGCUCCAUCUACCGCGGCGCCACACGCAAUUGUGACAAGUCUGGAAAUUCACAAGAAUGAUAAUGGGGAGAACUUCACGCCAACAAGCUCUUCGAGAUGGCCUAAAGUGGAGGUUCAAGCUUUGAUCAAGCUAAGGACCAGUCUUGAUGCUAAGUAUCAAGAAAAUGGGCCUAAAGGACCUCUAUGGGAAGAGAUUUCGGCCGCAAUGAGAAAGCUUGGAUACAAUCGAAGCUCAAAGAGAUGCAAAGAAAAAUGGGAGAACAUUAAUAAGUACUUCAAGAAGGUCAAGGAAAGCAAUAAGAAAAGGCCUGAGGAUGCAAAGACUUGCCCAUAUUUUCACCAACUUGAUGCUCUAUACAGAGAGAAGAACAAGUAUGAAAUUAGCCCUUCAAGUCAAGUGAAGCCCGAAAACAGCAAUAUGGUGCCAUUGAUGGUAAGGCCUGAGCAGCAAUGGCCUCCUCAGCAAUCCGACGCCGUCAUGGAAGAUGUGGAAAGCGAGCCAAUGGAUCAAAAUCAAGAGGAGGAUGAUGAUGAUGAGGAUGAUGAUGAUAAGGAUGGAGAUGAUGAAGAGGAAGAUGAGGGUGGUGGUCAUUAUGAGAUAGUGGCUAGUAAACCUUCUUCAAUGGGUGCAGCUAGCUAGCUGAGGCUCGCUUGAAAGAGACAUCAUGACCAAGACUAAGACAAAAGUCCUUUUUCUAAUGAAUGUGGAUCAGGUCAGGUCAGGUCGGGUCGGGUCGGGUCAGGUCAGAUCGCAUGGGACAGCCGGUGGGAAGUGGGUCGGCUUCCGGCGUGUGGUGGUGGUGAAUUUGGAGAGAAGAACUUCAAGAAAAAAAAUAUAUUAUAUACGGCAAAAACACAUGGGGGAGGGGGUUGUAGCAUAUAGUCAGUGGGAUUAUAUGUUUUUAUUUUAUAGAUUAUUUAUUUUUUUGGUUAAAUAAAUAAGUUAAGAGAGAGAGAGAAAGAGGGUUGUUCAGGUUCCACAGAAUAAAAUAAAAGAGACUUAAUGUUGUAUUUU
Messenger RNA from Quercus robur (English oak), 2224 nucleotides. RefSeq names its product trihelix transcription factor DF1-like. NCBI's taxonomy places the organism in Eukaryota, Viridiplantae, Streptophyta, Magnoliopsida, Fagales, Fagaceae. The record is from RefSeq and is a predicted model, not a curated record.